Molecule: messenger RNA, 315 nt
Organism: Didymodactylos carnosus
Lineage: Eukaryota; Metazoa; Rotifera; Eurotatoria; Philodinida; Philodinidae
Source: the annotation of a GenBank genome assembly
AUGCAUUGGAUUUUCUUCGAAGCCGGUCCCGGCAAAGGUGUUGCUGAUGCAGUUGGUGCCACAACAAAACGUCUGUUUGAUGAUACAACUAAAUUCAAUCCUGAUGAAACGUAUUCAAAUGCAAUGGAUUUAAUGACACAUACAGAAAAUUCAACAAAAAUCCAAUUAUUUUCGUAUGUUAAACAAGACAUUGAUGAAAUACGUCAACAAAUACCGCCAUUAGCAACCGUUCAUGAUACAUCACUAUUUCAUGAAGUUAUUGCUAAACCAAACGAUGAAGUUUAUGCAAAAAACAAAUCAGAUGAAGAGGAAUAA